Molecule: messenger RNA, 633 nt
Organism: Podospora pseudocomata
Lineage: Eukaryota; Fungi; Ascomycota; Sordariomycetes; Sordariales; Podosporaceae
Exons: 2
Coding region: 1-633 (210 amino acids)
Source: RefSeq, a predicted model, not a curated record
AUGUGUUGGCUUGCUUGGUGGGAAACCCGAGGGUUGCGACGCUUCGUGGUAAGCUCCAACAGUGAAAAUACCAGACAAUGGCCUCACCAUGAUGUGAGAUCUGAUGAGCUUCCGGGUCCAGUCUCCAAAAUUUGGAUGACAAUUAAGGCACCCCCUGGCCAUCAGGGUGCGGCCGGUAUUAAAUACAACGUUCAUAGCGGGGCAAGAAGGACCCAGCAGCGCGGCUUGGCAUCGGACGACAGAAGGCCGAGAUUGGGCCCUUUUCUCCCAACAGACCUUCGACAGAUCUUCCUCAGGUGUUCCACUGCAGCUACCCGGAAUUUAGAGCUGGCCAUUGAGCCGCUCGUGCAGACCAGGAGUACACCUUUCCGAUUACCGUAUCUGUACUGGAGGUACCACUCCAUUCUGACAAACUCUCCCGACGCCGUCGACACACCUCCCAACUGGGGACUCCCCACGCCCACGGAGCCACUGGGCGCUGGCUGUCUGGCAGAGAUGAUGGAGGGUGUUACGGGCGUUGUGUGUGCGCCAUCAGACCCAGACACCCGAUUCAACGUCAGGGUUGUCCUCCUGACCCUCUCGGCAAUUUAUGUUCAUGCUGACGGCCCAAUAUUUCACAGAACCAGAGCUUGA